This is a messenger RNA of Guyanagaster necrorhizus, 2052 nucleotides long. RefSeq names its product Arginase/deacetylase. Gene Ontology annotation, molecular function: histone deacetylase activity. NCBI's taxonomy places the organism in Eukaryota, Fungi, Basidiomycota, Agaricomycetes, Agaricales, Physalacriaceae. The transcript is spliced from 7 exons. The record is from RefSeq and is a predicted model, not a curated record. Bases 63 to 1721 code for a protein of 552 amino acids. Gene Ontology annotation, cellular component: nucleus.
CACCACUAACGCACUCUGUUUGGUAUUUGCUCACGAAUUUUGCACGACCUCAACGACGAUUUAUGGUUCCCGCAAAAGCUGGUGUAUUCAUCCAGGAUGCCUGCUAUCAGCACCAGUAUAUCCGGUCCAAAGAUACCUCUCUAAUUGUUGAACGCCCCGAACGGCUACGUGCCGUUAAGUUGGGUGUGGCCGCUGCCGUUUCGCGGAUACCUUCAGAUGUUGACGCCGACGGAGAUCCAGAUGAUCUCGCAGCAGCACUCAGCCGCUUGGACAUCGCCAAAGAAGCGGGAACAGAUAAGAUGGAGAUCGUUCGAAGUACAGCGUCUGUUGAUAUUCUGCAACAUCCUGCAGUCAAAUUUAUUCACGGAGAUUUGGACGGGGACGUUUACAUACCGAAGAUAAAGUCAUGGGCUGAUGAGAGUCGGGACAAGAUUGCAAAAGGAGAGAGCGAGAUACCUGAAGGAUAUUCUCAGGGUGACCUCUACUUAUGCCCUGAAUCUAUUGUUGCAAUCCAGGGAGCUAUAGGAACCGUAUGCGAGGCCGUCGACAUGGUUGUUGCCUCGUCCAAGAAGAAAGAUGAGCGCAGCGGCGUCACUCGCGCGUUUGUUGCCAUCCGGCCACCUGGCCACCAUUGUGGUGAAGAUACCCCGGAAGGCUUUUGUUUCGUGAACAAUGUGGCUAUUGCAGCUGCCCAUGCCCAUCUUCAGCACGGGAUCAACAGGGUUGUGAUAUUCGAUAUUGAUCUGCACCACGGCAACGGUACCCAAUCCAUUGUUUGGCAAAUCAACGAGGAAUCCUAUCGUAAAACCCUCGAGUCUGAAGGCGGUGCUCCCGAUAUCAAACCAGGCCCUCGAAUUUACUACGGCUCUAUACACGAUAUUCUAUCCUAUCCUUGCGAGGACGGCAAGCCGCAACUCGUCCAGGCUGCGUCUGUUUCUAUACAUGGAGCCCAUGGACAGUACAUCGAGAACAUCCAUCUCCAGACCUACGAAUCCCGAGAGCAUUUCUUUGAUGUGCUGUACCCCCAGCGGUACGCUGGGAUUCUGCAGAAGGCAGAACAGUUUCUAGAUGAAACAGGCGGACCCGGAAACGACGUUUUGUUCUUUAUCAGCUGUGGUAUGGAUGCGUGCGAACACGAGUAUGAGUCCAUGUCCCGACAUAACCGUAAAGUCCCCACGUCGUUCUACCACCGGUUCGCGCAAGACGCGUGUAGUCUGAGCGAGCGAUAUGCGGGUGGGCGUAUUAUCAGUGUCUUGGAGGGCGGAUAUAGUGGCCGAGCGUUGACGAGCGCGACGUUCGCUCAUCUUAUGGGCCUGGCUGAUUUACCACCAGGAACGGUCCAAGAAGAUUGGUGGGGUCUGGACAAUCUCAUCCUGCUGGAAAAGGUCGCUAAGAAACGGCGAGGAGCGCCAGGUCCCGUCGAGCCAUGGGUAGAUAAAGCUGCGGAAGUGUUUACAUCGCUGGAGAGCGGGAUGGUGAAAGUGUCAGGAGUGACACCUCCCAUGGCAAUGACCUUGAGGGAGCGAAAGAAAGCGGGAGGUAGUGUUUCACCGAAGGGCGGUGUUUCUCCAGCGAUGAAGGAGAAAUCUCCUGUAAGGAAAGGCAGGGCAUCACUACCAGUGGCAGACAGUGAGGGCGAUUCAUCUUAUGGGGUCGAGCUGACGAAGAAACUACCGAGGGUGAUACUGAAGCUUGGACCAAAUCCAUCAGUCGAUACCUGACAACUAGAUCUUCCGUUAUGGCCUUCGACAUAUGUGACUGCAAUAUAGGGAUGUUCGGUCCUGGGUUGCGUCACCACGCAAGUUCGAUCCCCAGUCAAACCAAUGGGAGGUUUAGUGGGUAUUACAAAUGUUGAGUCCCACACUGUUCGGCAGAGGUGCCGUUCGUGCGUAAAAUGCAUUCCGUUCCCUGGGUUUAAAUUCUUGGAGACCCCUUUGGCUGCAUGCCGGAGGCGACUGUGUCGCUAAAUGGCCUCUGCUAUAGCCCCCACCAAAAAAAAAAUGUAUACUAAAACUGUUGUAUACCAGAAGCCAGAGUUUCUCUUGAUUAUAG